Molecule: messenger RNA, 4534 nt
Organism: Ricinus communis (castor bean)
Lineage: Eukaryota; Viridiplantae; Streptophyta; Magnoliopsida; Malpighiales; Euphorbiaceae
Exons: 16
Coding region: 312-4388 (1358 amino acids)
Source: RefSeq, a predicted model, not a curated record
CGGAUUGCGUCAAAUUAUGAAGCCGUGAAAGACCUAUGCAAUAUUGGCAACAAAAGAAAUAAAACAGGGAGAAAAGACAGGUAAGGAGAAACAGAGGUUUUCUUCUAGAAGCAAGGGCAAAUAUGGAAAUUCGAAUUUUCUUUUCUUAAAAACAAUCAUCCAUUUGAAAUCUCUAAGACAUCCAAUAUUUUCCCGCACAAAAAGCAAUCCACAAUUUCACUUGCAAACUCACAUUCACCUCCCCAAAACAAAUGCAAAAUUAAACCCUAAUCUUACAAAUUCGAAAAUCCUCACCAAAUCCAACCAAAAAUAUGGCCUCAAAUCCCGAAGAAGCACUGUGCAAUUCCCUAACCGACGAAGAAACAGUGGCAUUACGAAAAAAGCGGUCACGGCGCGUGAGCUUCGCCGACCGCGAAAUUACCUCCGUUCAUAUCUUCAACCGCGACGAGGAUUUUGAAACCCCUCCCGAUUCCUCUUCGGCAAAGAAGCAGAGCUCACACAGUAUCUCCGAAGCAGAGAACGAAGUGAUAGGGUUUUUCAGAGACCUUGCUGAUAGUGAUGAUUAUAAAGACAUGUCGCCAAAUGAUGAUAAUGAGGAUGAUGAUGACGAUGGUGCUGUUACUGCCAGGAAGUCAUUUUUGAGACCGAUUGAAUCCCCGUCUCCUGGCAGUAGUACUGUUGUGGGGUCUGCUACUUCCAAUGAUGAGGACAACUUCUUUGGGCCUGUAUCCACGAGUUUCAUUAGACACAGGACAUUAUCUGAUUCUGCAGCAUCAGACGAUAAUCAUGAUGUUACAAUGGAUUCAACAGCAUUUUCAAUGCAUUUCCGCAGUCUUGCAAGAUCGGAUUCAGGAGGAAAUACAUUUAUUGAAGAGAAAACACCUUCUCACAUAACUACUCCUAAUUCAGGAAGUUUAAUGGUUCUAACAAAGGCUAAGAAGAUAGUUCCGCAGUUCUCUCUUCCUGUUGAAAAAGUUAGUGGUGGUAGAGAUUCAAAUGACAUGAGUCUUGUGGGAGAAAACCCACGAAAUUAUGAUUAUGGGAAAUUAUCUCCUAGACUAGAAGCACUUUUGGCAGAAGGCAGCAAGGAUGUGAAAGAUAUCUUUGUUUCUGAUUGUAUCAAUCCAAAAUCAUUGAAGAGGAGUGGGGCUUUCAUGUCUGAUGAGAAUUUGGAUGGCCACAAAGAUCAAAGGGAUUAUGAAGAUAAAGCAACAGGCAAUACUGGUAAUCUUGGCAUAUCUACUGUGGGAGUAUCUGUACAUCGCAUGGAAUUAGAUGAGGCGAAUAGUAUUUUCUCAACCAAUCAUGUUGAUCAGAUUAUUAGUGGUUCCUCAUCUCACAAAAAUGAAGAUUUGGUAGCUGAUAUAUCUGUUGAUCAGGGCAGGGAAACUCCUAAUCAACGGAACAAAAUGAAUAAUGACUAUACUAAAGCUACGGUAGGGACAAAUUUCCCUGCUGUUAGUGGGGUUGGGCCACAGAGUAUGGAUGGUGAAGUUAUUCAGUUUAAUCCAUUUGAACAAUAUGAAUCUAGACAUAUUUCAAAUGAUGGCUGCUUGGAAAAAAAUUCUCCCAAGGAUAGGAGAGGCAAUUGUGGCAUUUAUCAGAAUCCUGAUCGACAACUUAGAUCUCCACUAGUUGGAUCCACACCAUCAAUGUCUGACAAACAGCAGAAAAUAUUUUUUAAUGCUGCUAAAGCCAGUGGACAAUUAUCAUAUGUUACUCCUUCUCCAAAGCAACCAGGUUCCUUUAUAGGCAAGGAAAACAUAAGGAGUGAUGAGAUUAUGCGGUCUACUCAUAGAAGCAGUUCUAGGUUCAACAUUUUUGAGCCUUCCCCCCUUGCCAAUACUUUGAAAGAUGGAAUUGAAAGAUCAAAACUCAGAUUAUCAAGGCUCCAUUCUUCUACAACUUUUCCCUGCAAUGAUGUUGCUGAAGAAAACUGCAUAGAUAUCAGGAGGAGAAAUGUGGAUGCCCCAGUUGUUAACUUAGAAGAGCAUCUAUCCACUGUUGAUGACAAGAACAGACAUCAUGAGAGAACAGGAUACAUGGGCAAUACUGGUAUUGGGAAUUUGAAGAACCAUGGUAGUGUGAGCAAAAACCAGGGAGUUGUAACCCUUGCAGAAGAAGAGGAAUCUCUGAUUCCAAUGCCUAAACGCAUUCUUUCUGAGGAGGAAGCUAAUCAGAUGAUGACAGAAGUGGCUUCACCUUUUCAGUUCACUCAGUCACAUAAGAAAGCCAGGCAACAUAUUUUGAUGCCAGAGAAGUCUGCACAACACACCAUGGUUGUUUUUGGAUCUGAUUCGUCAUCAAUUGACAUCAAACUGGAUCAUAGAAACAAUGUAAGAACAAUGAAUCCACCUGAUGACUUUGUUUCUUCUCCAGCAAAGACGUUGGAUCAGAAGUUAUCCUCAUCAGCAGAACAACAGGGCACUCUCUCUCAUGACUUUCAGAAUGAGGAGCUUAUUAGCACUGGCUUAGGACAAGAUAAGAGUUCAACAGGUAACAUUGCCAGUGACAGCUUAUCUUCUCCUAAGCCAGUGCUAACAAGCUGUCAUGACAACCAAAGUUAUCCUACCAAUUUGCUACAUGCAUCUGAAACUUUACCUAGUUUUGGAACUCCUUUGAGGGAGAGGGAUGCCCUGAAGUUUCUUUCGGGAAACUCCAAUAAGAAUGUUCCAUUAGCAAGUAAGAAAAUCCUUUCUGGAAAGGAAGUUCCUGUGGAACGGAAUGAAGCUUUUCUUCAUACUUCAGCUUCCCCUUCCAUUCGUAGGGGAAUUUUUAGUGAGACAGCCCACCUCAAGAUUCCUUUCCAGAAAGAAAUGACUCAGAGUCCCAUCAAACAGGAGCUAAUGGGGAGUCCCUCUAGGAAAGAUCUGUUUGAGGUAUCAAAUGAUGACAAUGUGCAAUCUUUGGCUGGAAAAAGCACAUCAUCUACCAACUCCACUUCCAAUGGACCUGCUCAUGGUGACAGCCGUUUGGAGUUCCAUAUUUCUAAUACUCAAAUUUUUGCACAAGACACAGAAAACUCUUCUCUGCGCAAAAGAGGAAUUGAAGAAUCAGUUCCGGAGGAUGCAAGCCAUGUAGAUAAAAUUCCAAGGACUUGGAGGAGCCCAAACAUUCAUAAAACAAGUGGCACAAAAAUGAAGCGCUGGGGUGAUAUUUUGCUAAAAUUCUCAACAGAUACACAACAGCUGCUCUCACCAUUAGCUGAUAAACUAAAUAUGAGAUCGAUUGGUGCACUGCAAGAUAUUUUGGUUCACCUGCAGAAUAUUAAAAUUUAUGAGACACUAUGUUCCCAGAUAAGGUCUCAGAAAAUAUGUGAUCAGUUGAGUGAAGUUAGGAAUACCAGAGUAGCUGAAACAAAAAUGCUGCUUUAUAAGUUAGCAUAUGAAAAGGCAAAGCAGCAAUUAAUGUCUGUCAAUCGUGAACAAAUGCUGAAAAAAGCACAGCAACUGAGCUCUGCAGUUCAAAAGUCUCAGAUGCUGAAUUCAAAUAGAAAAUGUCUAUUUUUUCCUGGUGAUGUAGGCACUACAAUCAGAGACGAUUUGGGCAGCAAAGAUGAGGUUGCCAUGGAAAAGGUCUCCACGAAAAAGCAUGAGCUUGAAGCUUUAGAUAGAAAAAUAAUGAAUCUAAGCAAAGUUUUCCAUAGUUACUGCAAAAUGAAAGGAGAACCAGGCUGUUCUGAGACUAUUGUAAUGCUAAAUGAUCACCUGAAGAAGAAAACCUCUUGCAGGUUUAUACAUGAGGAUUUACAGCUGUGGGAAGUUGAUGAUUUUGGGAACAGGAAUGGUACACAAAAUAUUGCUCUCAACUACCAAAACUUAGUCAUCCAAAGGUUUGUAAUAAAUGAUGGUCCUAUUCCUAGCAUAUUUGUUUCAAACAAAUUGGAUGACCUAAACAUUGCAAAGAACUUCCCUAACAUGGAUGCUUGCAUGGCAUUUGCGUUUGUUCUAAAUGUUAAGACCACAAAGAAACAUGUUGGGUCCAAAAGUUUUGCUCAAGAAACACAAAUAACUUGCUCACUUCUACAUAAUCUGCUUGAUGUGGUUGGAGAAGUACAAUUAGCACAAGUAGAAGUUAGAAGUCUGGUUCGGACAAGCUUUCACUCUUCCUCAGGUGAGCAGCUUGAUUUGCAGCUUUUUUUCAUUGAUCCUAACAGUGGCAUGAAGGUGCUGAUGACCCUUGACAUCACAUGUUUGAACUGUGGGGUUUAUCCUUCAGAAAUCUUUCCAUAUCGGCUACAAGCCUUAGUUGCUGGGACAUACAUGCCACUUGCAGAGUCACUAUCGGCUAAAAUAAAAGCUGCAGCCGAUGGUCUUACAGUUGGGUAUUUGAGGAUUAUAAGACUGUGCAGGUGUAUUUCCCAGGUGUUGGAGUCCUUAAGCACAUGAACAUGUUCAGUUCCUUUUGAGACCACAUAUAUGUUUUCUUGCUUUUGGUUGGAUGCCUGGUCCUCCUGGACUUUAUAAUACAGAUACCUUUCUCCUCUCUCUAACAGAUUAGAUAUGUAGUAAUGUCAGACAUGCCCUAAUUAUCA